AUGGUCUACAGUCACGGCCCUACACAGCUUUAUAUAAUCAUCUAUGUGGAUGAUCUAUUGCUGACUGGUAAUCACCAGCCCACCAUUGACCUCCUACUCCAAGGACUACAUGCCACAUUUAAUCUUCGACAAAUGGGGCAAGCCAACUUGUUUCUUGGCAUUCAAAUCGCCUACACCAAGUCCGGAGCUUUUCUUCAUCAAUCCCAUUAUGCGCGGGACAUCUUACUUGCAUCGGGCCUUCAAGACUGUAAAUCAGCCAGCACUCCUAUCAUCACGGCUGGACACUCUGCAUCAUCUAAUCUCCAACCAUAUGAUGAUCCCAAACUUUACAGACAACUUGCAGGCUCACUGCACUAUCUUACGAUCACUCGUCCUGAUCUCUCUUUCGCUGCCAAUGUGAUCUGCCAAUCAAUGCACAAUCCCACGAUCACUGACUUCCUCAAGCUCAAGCGGCUCAUAAGAUACAUCAAGGGAACACAACAUCUGGGACUUCCGAUCUCUCCAGGCUCCCUUGAACUAACAGCCUAUUGUGAUGCUGACUGGGCAGCUAACACGACAGACCGAAAAUCAAUUUCGGGCUUCUGCACCUUUCUCGGAUCGAACCUAGUCUCUUGGAAAUACAGAGCUCUGUCAUCUGCCCUCUCCGACGUGAUCUGGUUAAGACGCCUGCUAUCUGACUUCCAUAUUCCUCUCAAUUUCCCCACUACGAUGCUCUGUGAUAACCUCUCGGCGCUAGCUCUAGCUCACAACCCUGUUUUCCACGCUAGAACGAAACAUAUCGAAGUGGAUCAUCAUUUCAUAUGUGAUCACAUUCAAAAACAAACCGUGGUUGUCUCGCACGUCUCCUCAGAUGAACAGCUCGCCGACAUUCUCACCAAGCCGCUACCAGUCACCCGCUUCAUCACUCUACGCAACAAACUGGGCAUCAGUACACUAGAUGCUCAGUUUGAGGGGGCAUGUAAAGAUAAUAUCAAAACUGCACAUGGCUAA
Molecule: messenger RNA, 990 nt
Organism: Dendrobium catenatum
Lineage: Eukaryota; Viridiplantae; Streptophyta; Magnoliopsida; Asparagales; Orchidaceae
Exons: 2
Coding region: 1-990 (329 amino acids)
Source: RefSeq, a predicted model, not a curated record